AUAUACUACGGGCCCAUGCAGCGCUCUUGCUACUUGUGGUGUCAGCUUCUCGCUGAGAUCCCCCGCUUGUGCCGGGAAACGUGCACGCAAGAGAGAAGCUGAUAACGACGCGAGAAGAUGAAGCUACUGAUCGUGUGCGCGGUGAUAGCCAUCGCGGCCGCCGCACCGGGUCUCCUCAGAGUACCGAAGGUGUACAACGUCGUGAUCACGAGCAAUCAGAAUCUGUCGCCGUCGCGGGCGUUCCCAGUGAUUCAGCCGGUCAUCCAUCGAACCGCCGUCGGCUAUGUGCCACCGUUCUAUUAUACACAGAUAGCUCCUCACUUUGCCGGAUCGCAAGUAACGCACUAUCCGCCGCUGGUCGCCGCCGGUGGUAAACCCUCGGGAAAGGAUCCAGUGCAGGCUUCACCGUCCACUUCCUCCUCGACGUCGCGUUUGGUCGAGUCGACGAGUUUCGGUAUCGGGAAGCAACACGAUCGCAGAAAAGAGGAGGAUACCACGAGGAAUGGCGAUUCCCCGAAGCACUCCCCGAAGAAGAACGGGCAAGUGCCGUUGAGCUUCUACCCCAGCUACCAUUCCUUUUACUACGAGCCGUACAACGUCUACACGUACAACGGCUUCAAUUCGCAUCUCGUACCACCCGGUACUUACUACAUCGAUUACCAGCCUUACGGCUCCCUGGAACCGAUCCCGGCGACCACGCCGAAGAACGCUGAUUCCGGUCACCUGCUGCCGAGCUUCCAUGACGAGAGGAGGGACCGCACGAAGAACGAGGAGGAGGAAAAAAUACCAGACGUACCACCGCCGCCUCUUCCGUCUUCCGUGCCGAAGAGGGCUUGAGCUAAUUGGCAGUACUCUGAACUGAAUGCGAUGCAUAGGCAGAGGGGAGAAAGACUUGGCGAAAUUUUUUUAAUGUUACGGAAUGCGAAUGCCAUGGUGCCAUGAUAAAGAGUAAAAUUCUGUUCGCUUUUUUCUUUUUUAUUCUUUUUUAGAAAAUUAUGAAAUCGUCGUUAUAACACGUGUUGGAGAGGAUGCGUCGGUGUAAUGGUUCGAUCGAGAUUUGCACUCAAUACUUUUACAUCUAAACACAUUGCAAUUGCUUGGAACAAUCUCCAAUCUGCAUGACAAUGUUCGACAAAGUUCGAAAAUUUUAUUCAAUUAGUAUUAUUACUAUAUAUUACAUACUAUAUAUAUAUAAUGUAUUAGUAGGAAGCUCUCUCUCGGAUUAUUUUUACAACUUGCGCAAGAGUUUCUUCGAGAGUUCUGCGUUCCUCGUGACGUAUUUUACGUAUGCGCUUCGAGAUUAUUAUCGCUUAUUGUCGUAUGAUAGCCUAAACAAGUUUUAAUUGAUGUUGUAAAACGUAUAUAUACUUAUGAGAUACACGCAAUUUUUUAUAUUAAAGAUUUUCCACAU
Ooceraea biroi (clonal raider ant) is the source of this 1411-nucleotide messenger RNA. RefSeq lists its product as uncharacterized. The record is from RefSeq and is a predicted model, not a curated record. Lineage: Eukaryota; Metazoa; Arthropoda; Insecta; Hymenoptera; Formicidae.